Messenger RNA from Capsicum annuum, 2126 nucleotides. RefSeq names its product F-box/kelch-repeat protein At3g23880. The transcript is spliced from 2 exons. NCBI's taxonomy places the organism in Eukaryota, Viridiplantae, Streptophyta, Magnoliopsida, Solanales, Solanaceae. Gene Ontology annotation, molecular function: protein binding. The record is from RefSeq and is a predicted model, not a curated record. The coding region runs from base 760 to 1992 and encodes 410 amino acids.
AGCUUACAAGGUUAGGUUUUGCUGUGUUUACUUUGUAAUUAAAUCUGCCCCCCACCCCCAUCUAACCAUUUUUUGCAAAUUUCAAUUGUUAGAAAUAUUGGCAAGUUCUGCUAAGUUAAAUUGGUGUGUAUUUACCGUUUCAUGCUCCCUAAAUUAUGUUAUUAAAUAGUACUUACUUAUUACUUAUAUAUAGAUAUGCUCAGUUGAUACACCACAUGAAUAUGAAUUUCCAUCUACGGCUGGUAAAAUUAGCCUGAAAUAUUAACUCGUUCAAGUUUUGAUCCGUCCAUUUAUUAUUAGCUCCGACAAACUGAUAAUCAUUUCAGAUCUUGAAAUCUAACUAACACAUAUUUGUAUCCUUCUUCUUUCAUACCAUUUAUUUUCAUUCUUCUGUUCAUCUAAUAAACACAUCCAUCUAAAACAAAAAAAAAAAAAAAAAAAAACUCAUAUAUAGCAAGAAUGUAAAUCUAAGAAGCUGCUGCGUUUUUAAAAAUUUGAUUAAAAAAAUGAAAUCAAUCAUGAAAGAAUAAAGCUUUGAAGCUUUGGGAUAUUAUUAAAAUAAAAGAAAAAAGUUUGGGUCGGGUUAAACAGGUAGGUUUCUAAAAAAAUAAUUGAAUAUUUAAAACUGAGGGUGCGUCAUUUGAUUCUAAGCUUGACAAGUGUCUAUCAAAAUUAAGGACACAUUGGUUCCAAAGUAUAAUUGGAGAGGUAAAUUUAAACAAUUUCAGGUAAAAGAUUAGGGAGCAAACAACCACCGUUAUGGAUGGUUGUCGUCCUUUACCAGAAGAUAUAGUACUUGAUAUUCUAUUGAGGUUGCCAGUGGAAUCACUCUCGCGUUUCAAAUGUGUGUGCAAGCACUGGUAUGCUCUCAUCAAAAGUCCAAGUUUCAUAGAAAAACAUUUUCAUCACAAGAACAAUCGUUCCCGUCUCCUCGUUGGUAACAUGAAAGUGUCACGUGAAGGACUCACCAUCGUAAGGUCUGUUGUUUUCUCCUUGCUCCCUGAAAAAAUUGUUCCAGGUGUGACCCCUGAACAGAAAAUUCUACUUCAGCUUCCGAGGGUCUCUGAUUUCCAAUGUGUUGCUGGACCAGUUGAUGGCUUAUUCGUAGUGCAAAAGAAGUUUUAUGGAGAUGAUGCCCGCUUUGGCAUGUGGAAUCCUGCCACCAGAGAGUUCCGGUCUCUGCCUCCUGCGCCUUUUGAGAUUGAGGACUACUUGUCGGAUCAUGAUCAUCAAUUCGGAUUGGGGUUUGACCUGUUGACUCAAGAUUAUAAGGUUGUAUGGAUUCGAGUAUUCUGGGAUGAACCAGGACAGGGCCUUUACCCUCAUGUCUAUGCAUGUGUCUAUUCCUCAUGCAACAACUCAUGGAAAAACCUAUCACCUGCAUUCCCUUCCAAUUGUACCUUAAAUGCCCCCCUUGACGCCACUUAUCUCAACGGGGUUUAUUAUUGGCUUUCUAGAGGGCUAGAUGAAAUCUACAGGAUACGCUCAUUUGACAUGGGCAGCGAAUGCUUUGGGGAGAUGCAAGGCCCAGAUAUUCCAAGUGAAGACUGGGGAGCGCUUACAUUACGUGGUGACUCGCUUGCUAUGUUAACCGGUGACCCUGGCAAACCAAUGGUAUCCAUAUAUGAUUUGUGGAUAAUGGAACAAGAGGGAAGUUGGUCCAAAGUUCUUACAGUUCAACCUAGUAUAGAUGCUCAUUGGCCUCGCAACAUCUGGGAGAAUGAUAAGAUGCUUUUCGAAAUCAAUGGAACUUCACAGCUGGUGCUGUAUGACCCUACAACAAGUCAAGUAACAGAUCUUGGAUUUGAACUGGACCUUAGCAUUGCUGGCUGUUGGGCUUUCAAUUACAAGGAGAGUCUAGCUCCAAUAAAGAGAGGAAAUGAGACUCAGCACCAGGAUAAUGCAGUCGAGCAAAUUGAACAAUUCUUCAAUACCGUACCAAUAGAUGGCGAGCCUCUGUUGACUGUUGAUGAUGCAGACUAUUCGGAUUAAGCCUGGUUUCGGAUGCUGAACUUAAAUACAUUUGCUCUUAUCUUACUUCCUUGUAUCAUUGUGUUUGAACUUAAUAUUGCUUGGAUCAGUCAUCUGUGUAUUAUAUUGAAUAAAAAGCACAUGGUUUUCUCCCA